GUGCAGCACAGCUCCGAGUGGCAAUCCCGCGGGAUUAAUUUACCAGGGACGGAAAAACAGUGAAGCCGCCGAGGUCGGGGUCAAGGAAUUUCAAGUGUUCCUAUUGGUCCCGUAUGACGAAUACGCUCUUCCAGUGGGUCAGGCUCCAAAGAGUCAUAAUUGAGAUCGGUCUGCACAUCUCUUCUUCUGAUUUUCUUCCUCUCCCAUCUCGUUUGUUUGUGAAAAAGUUCUUUGUCUCAAAUAACAUUUGUUUUUGUUUGACCUUGAUUUCGUUUCUUUUCCCUGAACGAAUUGUUCAAAAUGGCCACUGAAUCGAACGGUGCGCCUGCACAACCCCAGACUCGACUCUC
This is a messenger RNA of Aspergillus pseudonomiae, 350 nucleotides long. RefSeq lists its product as uncharacterized. The transcript is spliced from 2 exons. Bases 114 to 311 code for a protein of 65 amino acids. The record is from RefSeq and is a predicted model, not a curated record. NCBI's taxonomy places the organism in Eukaryota, Fungi, Ascomycota, Eurotiomycetes, Eurotiales, Aspergillaceae.